Coniosporium apollinis CBS 100218 is the source of this 285-nucleotide messenger RNA. RefSeq lists its product as uncharacterized. The transcript has a single exon. Bases 1 to 285 code for a protein of 94 amino acids. Lineage: Eukaryota; Fungi; Ascomycota; Dothideomycetes. The record is from RefSeq and is a predicted model, not a curated record.
AUGUACAUUCCAGACGCCGCUAUCCUGGUCCUUACCGCUCUCACCGUCCGUAUCGCCGCUCAAGACGUAGACUACAACGACUUGCCCUCCCAAUGCCAGAGCGUUUGCGCCCCUGUGGUUGAACUGACGCAACGCUGCGACCAGCAACACAGCAGCGACGACGCCGGCCAGCUCAACUGUGUCUGCGCGGCCAACAAUGCAACCGCUGUCAUUCCAGUCUGCGAAGCGUGCUAUGCAAUGUUUGAUCCUGACGGACAUGAUAACGGUAAGCUCGCUUUCGUUUAG